AUGGAUUUUGUUAUGGGUCUUCCGAAGACCUUGGGUAAGUUUAAUUCGGUUUGGGUCAUUGUGGAUAGGUUGACUAAGUCUGUGUAUUUCAUCCCGGUUCAAGCCACUUACAAUGCAGAGAAGGUUGCCAGGAUUUACAUCCGUGAUAUUGUGCGAUUGCAUGAAGGAGUUGGGUACCAGUUGGAUCUUAGCACCGCGUUUCAUCCAUAUACCGAUGGUCAGUUUGAGAGGACUAAUCAGUGGUCAUGGGGACCAAUUCUUGCAUUGGCAGAGUUUGCAUACGGAAACAACUACCAUUCGAGUAUUGAUAUGGCGCCAUUAGAGGCUUUAUAUGGUAUUAGGUUUCGUUCUUCAAUUGGGUUGUUUGAUUCUUUAGAGGUGAAAAUGAUUCAAGAAAAGCUUUUAGAAGCCCAGAGCAGGAAAAAAGAGUAUGCGGACCAGAAGGUUCGGGAUUUGGAGUUUAUGGAGGUGGCUUAUGAGUUAGCUUUACGACCAGGCUUGUCAGGUGUUCAUCUGGUAUUUCAUGUUUCCAUGUUGAAGAAGUACCAUUCUGACGGUUCUUAUAUCAUUCAUUGGGACUCAAUUUUUCUUGAUGAGAAUCUGUCUUAUGAGAAAGAGCCUAUAGCUAUCUUAGAUAGGCAAGUGACGAAGUUGAGAUUGAAGGAGAUAACUUCAGUUAAGGUGCAACGGAAGCACCGUCCAGUUGAGGAGGCCAUAUGGGUGACCGAGUUCGAUAUGCGUACCAGAUAUCCCCAGUUGUUUACCGACUCGGGUACUUUUCCUUUGUCGUUCGAGGAUAAAUGA
Molecule: messenger RNA, 804 nt
Organism: Lycium barbarum (goji berry)
Lineage: Eukaryota; Viridiplantae; Streptophyta; Magnoliopsida; Solanales; Solanaceae
Exons: 5
Coding region: 1-804 (267 amino acids)
Molecular function (GO): nucleic acid binding
Source: RefSeq, a predicted model, not a curated record